AUGACCAGCAUCGGUGAUGGUCGAAUAUCUCAAGUACGUCAAGUAUCUAGCUUUCAUGGUAUUAAAACAAGUGGCAUAUUCAAGGUUAUUUUAACUAUGAAUAAAACAAAACCAGAAAGUGUUAUACUCAUCGGUGACCAACUAAAGUCCUUGGUGAAAAUCGAAACAUCUGUUUAUUUGGGCAUUUUGUCCGUUCAAGUCACUGGAGGUAGUUCAUCAUCAAGUAGCACACGACAUCGACAUGUAUCAAAUUCUACACACUCACGAUCGACUAGUACUCAACUUGGCAGCAGCGAGACGGAAGUACUUAUCAACGCUCAUCGUUUGAUUAGCUUGAAAACGAGUAGUAUGGAAUCGGUGGAAAUUUCCGGUGCUGGUAUCAAUGCUGAUAUAUUCGAACUUGAAUGUCGUGGAUUUAAUUCGAUAUAUGGAACUGUACAUGUCAAACAACUCAAGGCUAUCAUUGAUGGUUUCUCUAAGGCGCAUUUAAUGGGUACAGCUAAUAUCCUGACAGUAACAGUCGGUGGCAGCAGUAAACUUCAUGGUUUGGAUCUGUCAACACGAAUAGCUAACGUAACUAUUCGUGAAGAUGGCUAUGCUGAAAUCAGCUGUAAUCAAACUAUAACAGUUAAUAUAUCAGACGAUGACGGCGAAGGAACAGUGAAAUACAAAGGUACCGCAACUGUUAUUCGAGCUCCUAAAUCAACAGGAGGAACAAUUCAAAAGAUUGAUUAA
Messenger RNA from Adineta steineri, 735 nucleotides. NCBI's taxonomy places the organism in Eukaryota, Metazoa, Rotifera, Eurotatoria, Adinetida, Adinetidae. The record is from the annotation of a GenBank genome assembly.